UUCUUCCUCAAAUAUGUGUAUUAUUGUAGAGCAUGAAACUCUCUUGAAAAUCAUUAUAAAAAUAUUGAAUAAUCAAAACACAACUGAUUAUGAUGUUACUUUAUACUCAACAUCAUUAUUUGUUACAGUUGCUAAAUUUUUAUGUUUUACAGAAAAACUCUUUAGUUUAAAAAUUAUAGAAAUUUUUUUAAAAAUAUUUUAUUCCAUUACAAAAUCUUAUUCGCAUGUUAAUCAAAAUGAGUUAUUGCCCAAAAUCCUGGAUAUUAAGGAUAAGGAGAAAACAAUAUUGCAAAAUUGUUUGCAACUAUUUAUAUAUUACACUGAUGAUCACAACUCAUGUAAACAUUACAUAGAUUUACUUUGCAAACUUGAGCUAAUUCCUACCUUAAAUAUUUUGUCCACUGUUAAAGAUGUAAUUGAAAAUCAAAUAGGACCAUUGUUAAUUCACCUACUAUUUAACAUGAGCAUUUACAAGGAAGUGAUAAUUAAAUAUGGUGAACAUGAUUUAGUGAAAAAUUUGGGCAACUUCUUAAUUUCCGGUCAUCUCAUACACACGGACGAGUCCUUUCACAACAAUAUGCUCUCGUUGAUGCUGAACAUGUCCUUCGAUUGUAAAUUAAGAAUCGCUAUGCUUAAAUCAGGAUACAUCGAUAAAAUCAAUAAUAUAUUCAAAAACGAAAAAUUGAAUAAAAUUGUCAAAAUUUUGUACAAUUUUUCUCUGGAACAAAACUGCAUAACACGAUUCAAUGGCUCUAUCAUUAUUAAUCGACUAAUUAAUGCCCUGGUUAACCCGCGAAAAUCGACGACCCGAAAGCACAAAUUGGCAUUCGAAAAAAUUUUGCCCGCCUUGCUGAUCAACGUGACAACAAACCAAACCAAUUGCUUCGACAUUUUAUCGCCCCAGAACAAGGCGGCCGUUCUUUGCCUUCUAGAUUAUGCCAUACAAAAUCGCAACGCCUUACUGAUCAAAUUUUUUGGGAACUUAUCGAUGCACCAAUCACUUCGUUUAAACUUUCAGGAUCACCUAAAACCCUUAAUUAUUAGUGUUGUCGCAGCUGAUGUAGAGUCAUUCAAUAACACUUAUCAGAACGAAGUCAUAGCUUUGAUCAAUGCCCUAUUGGAAGAUUUGAAUUGCUUUAAUUCUUUGACUCGCGCCAUUGACAAAGAUGUGUCCCUGUUAAAUAAUCUGGUCACUUUUAUAAUCGCUAUAUUGGAAAAUGAUAGAAGUAAAAAUGACGACUUUUUGCUCCUAAACACCGUAGUCUUGUUGAACGUUUUGAUAUCUAAGGAUUUUUCCUUUGCCACCCUUUUCGUCCAACAAAGAAUCUUAAAUAUUUUAUCCGAUUUGAUGAAAUCGAAACAAGAGGAUGACGAGUUCGUGUGCCAAUUAGUGUACGCGUUUUAUCGUAUGAUGCAUUACGAUUACAUACAGAAAGAGAUUAUCAAUCAUGAAAGUGUGGUUCCUAUCAUUAUUGAUUUGAUGAACGAUAAGAAUCUAUUUAUCAAGCAAAUAUGUAAUUCUACGUUAAAUAUAAUAUCUGUGUUGGACCCAGAAAAUUGGGGACGCGUGAUUAAAGAAGAAUUUUUUAUAAGACAUAAUGCUUUUUGGUUGGAAAUGGUGAAUGAAACACCCAAUAUAAAUGGCGACUAAAGAAGAAGAUAAUUAAUGAUCAUUCUAUAAAUUUUAAUCAAUUCAGACUAGCCAAUGAUCAGAAUUAUAUUUAAUACAUGUAAAAGACGUUACAUUAUCUGCUUUUGUGUCAUUAAAAUAAUUUAUUCCAUUUUUUUAUAUUAGCAAUGAAAAGUAUCUGUGCAAUA
Molecule: messenger RNA, 1818 nt
Organism: Gordionus sp. m RMFG-2023
Lineage: Eukaryota; Metazoa; Nematomorpha; Gordioida; Chordodea; Parachordodidae
Product: kinesin-associated protein 3-like
Exons: 12
Coding region: 14-1651 (545 amino acids)
Biological process (GO): cilium organization; microtubule-based movement
Cellular component (GO): kinesin II complex; axoneme; ciliary transition zone
Molecular function (GO): kinesin binding
Source: RefSeq, a predicted model, not a curated record